AUGGAUUCCUCACACUCAGCCGCCAACCAGCUGAAGACAGCCGAAAAUCGGCGCGAGAGCUUCGGCUCGCAAACUUCCCAGACAGCCAGAGAAUUCAUUGAUUCUCAGAUACAGCUGGAAGCUGAUGCCCGCGAAAUCCUGCCCUAUUCCUUCGACUCAUGCACCCAUGACCUCGGACCAUUACGCCAGAGCCUCUUCGCUUGCCUCACAUGCAACCCCGUUCCCGAUAACUCCGAUGAUCCGUAUACUCCUGCCGCGGUCUGUUAUUCGUGCUCCAUCGCCUGCCACGGCGAACACACCCUUGUCGAACUUUUCAAUAAGCGCGGCUUCGUUUGCGAUUGCGGUACGACUCGUAUGCCGACUACAUCCCCAUGCACACUGCGCGAAGACCCAAAGACCGGCCGUAAGGGCGUCCACUCCCAAGAAGCUUCAUCGAACAACAAAUACAACCACAAUUUCCGAAAUCGAUUCUGUGGCUGUGGAGAGAAAUAUGAUCCUCACCAGGAGAAGGGUACCAUGUUCCAAUGUUUAGGUCUUGGGACUGUCGAGACUGGAGGGUGUGGCGAAGACUGGUGGCAUCCGGAGUGUCUGAUCGGAUUGUCGAGGGAUUGGCACAAGGCCAACGGAGUCGUUGCGAAGACAGAGCCGAUUGGAGGAGGCGAUGCUACCACCGAUGAAAGAGCGCUCGAAGAGGACGACGAAACACCUCUCCCACCUGGAUUCCCUGCCGAAGAAGAUUUCUGGCAACUCAUUUGCUUUAAAUGUCUCGAUUCAGCCCCGUGGCUCAAGAAGUAUGCCGGAACACCGGGGUUUCUUCCACCUGUUUUUCUGAAUGGCGGUUUAGAAAAGAAAUCGGUCGCUGUAGAUGAGACUAAAGAUUCUAAGACUGAGGAGAAGAAGGAAUCAUCGGGACAAGAAGAGAAAACUGAGAAUUCGAAGAAGCGGAAGGCAGAGGAUGACAAUGACACCCAAGAAGAGCCAACUGCAAAGAAAGCCAAAGAGCAAGAAAAAGAAGAGCCUAUAUCAAACAAUCCACCCUCGCCACAAUCGAAGAAGAACCCCCCCAAACCAAAGCACACCUCACUUCCCCCCUCAGCACCAACAACCUCCUUCUCCCUCUUCCUCCAACCAGAUUUCCGCGACCACCUCUGCCGCUGCGCAGAAUGUUUCCCAAAUCUCGCACCCUUCCCCCAACUACGCGAAGAAGAAGACACAUACGAACCCCCGCUCUCAGACGACGGCGAAGGCGAAGCUAACGCCGCAGCAAGCACCGGCACAGGAAGUCUUCUCGAGCGCGGCGAGGCUGCGCUCAGCAAUGUCGACCGCGUGCGUGCUAUCGAGGGUGCUAUGAUCUAUAACCACCUCCGUGAUAAGGUGAAGGAUUUCCUUAAGCCGUUUGCUGAGAGUGGGCAGGCUGUUAGUGCUGAGGAUAUUAAGGGGUAUUUUGAGAAACUUCGUGGUGAUGAGCAGGGUAUUCAGGAUGCUGCCGGUCAGGCGGAGGCUAUGGGUGGUGGUGGUGGUGGGAAAGGGGACGAUGCUGGUGGUGAUGGCCGGCGUGAGCAGAAUGGUAAGUCUUGCAUUUGA
Molecule: messenger RNA, 1584 nt
Organism: Penicillium waksmanii
Lineage: Eukaryota; Fungi; Ascomycota; Eurotiomycetes; Eurotiales; Aspergillaceae
Product: putative metaphase-anaphase transition protein (Mlo2)
Exons: 4
Coding region: 1-1584 (527 amino acids)
Cellular component (GO): cytoplasm
Molecular function (GO): ubiquitin protein ligase activity; zinc ion binding
Source: RefSeq, a predicted model, not a curated record